CGGGCAAACCCCUUACUUUUUAAAAACACAAUGGCGAGCACCGAGUGGUAGUUUACCGCGAAACCGCGGGGCCUUCCCUCGGACCUUUGCUUCCCGAGGCCUGGGAGCCCAGGGAUUUAGAGAGACGCGAGCGGUGAGGGAGGCCGGAACGAAUCCUUCGCGGAACCAUCGAAGCGAAGCCUCUGGGCGCACGUGGAAGCACGGACCGCGGGGGCUGGGCCAGACCCGCAGGGAUGGCAGCCGACGAGGGGCCGGGGGUCGCCAUCCCCGUGGAGCUGCGGCGCGAGCAGCGCAUGGUGUGCGUGGAGUACCCGGGCGUGGUGCGCGACGUGUCCAAGAUGCUGUCCACCCUGGGCGGCGAGGAAGGCGUUUCUCGGAUCUAUGGAGACCCCACCAAGAGGCUGGAGCUCUACUUCCGGCCCAAGGACCCCUACUGCCACCCCGUGUGCGCCAACCGCUUCAGUACCAGCAGCCUGCUGCUCCGGGUCAGGAGGAAGACGAAGCCGCAGGAGGGGCUGCCGGGGCCCGAGGCCCGCCCCCAGGUCACCUUUGACGUGGAUAUCCUUGGCAUCAUCCCCACCAUUUACAGAUUUCAAGGAAUGUCUGACUUCCAGUACUUGGCUGUGCACACGGAGGUGGGAGGCGUGCACAAGUCCAUGUACGACAAGGUGCUCAUGGUCAGGCCCGAGCGGGAGGACUUCUUCCACCAGGAGCUGCCGCUCUGCAUCCCCCCGCCCAUCUUCUCCCGGCUGGACACCCCGGCGGACUACUUCUACCGCCCAGAGACACAGCACCGGGAAGGCUACAACAACCCCCCCAUCUCAGGCGAGAAUCUGAUCGGCCUGAGCAGGGCCCGGCGCCUCCACAACGCCAUCUUUGUCAACUUCGAGGGGGACGAGGUGCCCGAGCAGCCGCUGGAGGCUGCAGUGCAGACGUGGACCAGGCUCUGCACCAACCCCAUGGACCGCAAGGUGGAGGAGGAGCUGAGGAAGCUGUUUGACAUCCGUCCCAUCUGGUCACGCAACGCCGUCAGAGCCAAGAUGAGCGUCCACCCUGACAAGCUCAAGGUCCUGCUGCCCUUCAUGGCCUAUUACAUGAUAACAGGUCCCUGGAGAAGCCUGUGGAUUCGAUUCGGGUACGACCCCCGAAGGCACCCGGAAGCCAAGAUCUACCAAGUCCUUGAUUUCCGAAUCCGCUGUGGGAUGAAAUCGGGGUACACCUCCAACGAGAUGCCCGUGAAGGCCAAGCGCAGCACCUACAACUACAGCCUCCCCAUCACCGUCAAAAAGGCGUCAGCCAACCAGCUUGUCACCAUGCAAGAUCUGAAGCAGGGCCUGGGCCCAUCCGGGGCAGCUGGCACGCGGAAAUCGGCCUCCAACAAGUACAAGCUCAAGGACUCGGUUUACAUCUUCCGGGAGGGCGCCUUGCCGCCGUACCGACAGAUGUUCUACCAGCUAUGCGACCUGAACGUGGAGGAGUUGCAGAAGAUCAUUCACCGCAACGACGGGGCCGAGGAGACCUGCACCGAGCGGGACGGGUGGUGCCUCCCCAAGACCAGCGACGACCUGCGCAACGCCAUGUCCCUCAUGAUCCGGCAGAUCAUCCGCUCCCGGAGGCCUGCCCUCUUCUCCAGCCCGGCCAAGACUGAUGGAGACGGAAGGAAAGAGCAGCUGACAGGCGAGUCUGGGGAGGAUGAGGAGGAGGAGGAGGAGGACUUCAAGCCGUCGGAUGGGAGUGAGAAUGAGAUGGAGACCGAGAUCCUGGACUACGUGUGACACAGGGUCACAUGUGACCCCGGAGGACAAGCCAGGGCUCCGCAGUGCCGCCACGGUCGCCAGCACGGCCUUGGAGGACCCUCUGAGGAGCUGGGCUCCCAGCACUGGGUGCAGCUGGCCCUGGUCCUGCCCGUGACUGCUGCCAGGGCUGCGUGGGACAUUCCUGAAGCCAUGCCCUGGCUCCCGCAGCCAGGCACCAGCGAGAGCCGCAGGCGGAGAUGAUGCCGCCGGGUGGGGGUCAGCUUGGCUUGGGGCUCAUGACUGAUGGCAGGGAUGGCACCAGGAGCCUGGUGCAUGGUCACGGCUGGCAGGAGCCUGUCCUUGGGUUUGGAUCCUUCUGUUUGGGGUUAGCCUGGCAGAGGCAGGCCCAGCUGGCAUUGUCCGCAUUAAAUACCUUUCCCCAGGAGACGUGA
Messenger RNA from Myotis daubentonii (Daubenton's bat), 2188 nucleotides. RefSeq names its product general transcription factor IIIC subunit 5 (gene GTF3C5). The record is from RefSeq and is a predicted model, not a curated record. Gene Ontology annotation, cellular component: transcription factor TFIIIC complex. Lineage: Eukaryota; Metazoa; Chordata; Mammalia; Chiroptera; Vespertilionidae. Gene Ontology annotation, biological process: transcription initiation at RNA polymerase III promoter. Gene Ontology annotation, molecular function: RNA polymerase III type 2 promoter sequence-specific DNA binding; RNA polymerase III type 1 promoter sequence-specific DNA binding.